Messenger RNA from Syzygium oleosum, 977 nucleotides. Its product is annotated as nudix hydrolase 26, chloroplastic. The transcript is spliced from 6 exons. Lineage: Eukaryota; Viridiplantae; Streptophyta; Magnoliopsida; Myrtales; Myrtaceae. Gene Ontology annotation, cellular component: chloroplast. The coding region runs from base 70 to 777 and encodes 235 amino acids. Gene Ontology annotation, molecular function: bis(5'-adenosyl)-pentaphosphatase activity; guanosine-3',5'-bis(diphosphate) 3'-diphosphatase activity. The record is from RefSeq and is a predicted model, not a curated record. Gene Ontology annotation, biological process: nucleoside phosphate metabolic process; ribose phosphate metabolic process.
AAUCGUUGUCACCUCAGCUCCGCAGCAGCUAUAAAAGGGCCUUGACGCCGUGACGGGAAUUUCUCGUGGAUGGCAUCGUCGUGCCGGUGCUCGCUUCUCCUCCUGAAUCACCACCGCCCGAUCCUCCAUCAUCGUCCCUCCAAAGCUCGCGAAUUCUCUCCCGCUUCCGCCUCGCUCCGCCUUCUUCGCUGGCCCCGUGAUCUCCCCAAGCGGAUUCGCUCCGAUUAUUCGGGCUCGCCGCCGUCUUCCUCCUCCUCCUCCUCCUCCUCGCCGUCGCCGUCGCCGUCGUCCAUGGAAGCUCCUCCCGAAGGUUACAGGCGCAACGUCGGCAUCUGCCUCGUCAAUUCCUCCAAGAAGAUUUUCGCUGCUUCGAGGCUCGAUGUCCGUGACGCCUGGCAAAUGCCGCAGGGCGGAAUUGACGAUGGUGAAGAUCCGAGACAUGCGGCCAUGAGGGAACUAAGAGAAGAAACGGGAGUCUCGUCGGCUGAAAUUUUGGCGGAGGUUCCUUACUGGUUGACAUAUGACUUUCCUCCAGAUGUUAGGGAAAAACUCAAAAUCCAGUGGGGAUCAGACUGGAAAGGCCAAGCACAAAAGUGGUUUCUUAUGAAAUUUACGGGGAAAGAUGAAGAAAUCAACCUCUUGGGGGAUGGCACCGAGAAACCUGAGUUUGGCGAGUGGUCGUGGAUCUCGCCUGACCAGAUAAUUGAACUUGCAGUGGUAUUCAAGAAACCUGUUUACAAGGAAGUUUUGAAUGUAUUUGCUCCGCAUCUUCAAUGAUGGCCUGCCUCACGACGUCAUAGUCACGAGAGAGAAAUUGUACAAUAACCACCUCCGAUCGGAUGGAUACACGAUACUCGCCCACCAAUGAGUUUUCACGUAUUUACAUACCAGCUUUAUUUUACACUUGUACGGAUCAAGUAUGUUUAUGAAAGUCCGUCGGAAGGAAUGAGACGAGACAGUGCGAUUCAUUUGUCCUA